This is a messenger RNA of Haliotis rubra (blacklip abalone), 1149 nucleotides long. RefSeq lists its product as uncharacterized. The transcript is spliced from 3 exons. The coding region runs from base 107 to 850 and encodes 247 amino acids. The record is from RefSeq and is a predicted model, not a curated record. Lineage: Eukaryota; Metazoa; Mollusca; Gastropoda; Lepetellida; Haliotidae.
UCUACAGCCUGACAAGAAGACGGAUUGGAAGAGCUAUGUUGCUCCCCUUGUCCAUGCAUAUAACAGUACUAGGCAUGAAUCCACCAACCAUUCCCCAUUUUACUUGAUGUUUGGUCGAGAGCCUCGCCUGCCAAUUGAUCUGGCUUUUGGCAUUGAAACCAGCCAGGGACAUGGAUCAGUUUCAUCAUACGGGGAUUCUCUUCGAAAGAAACUUCAAGAGGCUUAUGAGCUAGCAGCCAGAGCAUCAGAGACAGCCAAAGAUAGACAGAAGACUGGUUAUGACUUGAAAGUGCGUGGCGCGAUUGUUCAGACUGGAGACAGAGUGCUAGUAAAGGCGCUUGCCUUUGAUGGAAAACAUAAGUUGGCAGAUCGCUGGGAAGAGGAUCCGUUUGUUGUUCUCUCGCAGCCAAACCAGGAUAUCCCUGUGUUUGUUGUGCAGAGAGAAACGGGAGAGGGGAGGAAGAGGACCCUUCAUCGGAAUCACCUCUUACCUAUAGGAUCAAUUGCCAUUUCUGAGGCACCGGCUACACCAAAGCCAGCACCGGCGCCAAGAUCCAGGACGUCUAUAGGAUCAGUUCCCAUUUCCAACGCACCUGCUACACCAAAGCCAACACCUGCACCAAGAUCCAGGAAACCGACCAAACCAGUCACCGAAUCAUCAGUGGAAUCAGAAGACACUCAGGACAAUGAGUCAGAGGAGGAAGAUCUGUUGAUAAUUCCAGCAGUUCCUGAUGACGAGACUUUCAUCAGUGGGAGUACUGUGGACAAGGAUACAUCUAUCUCACAGACAAGUGGUGACGACCAGGUGUCUGCUGAGACAGAUGGCAAGGUUAACCACGUGAGCAUGUGAUGAAUGGAUGAACACAAGUAUAGCUUUGUAAUCAUAAAUGGGUGAAUGAAAAUAAGCACGAAUGAAUGAAUGAAUGAAUGAGGUCUUAUUUUGCAUUGUUUUAUAUCUUGCUCAGCUACAGCCAAAUUUGUGUUUGAUUACUGUAUCAGUGCUGAGAAUGCUUUUGUAUAUGUUCAUCAUUAGCAUGUCUGUAUAUAUUAUUGUUAUUUUCUCUACAGGCAAACAUUUAAUACAGAUACAGCAGCGUCCCCAGGUGUGAAAUAAACCUAGGCCCACACACCUGGGUUGUCGUUUUCACC